AACUGCACGUCAGAUUGUAAAUGCUAUAGUCCUUGCAAAGAGAAACAUCACAAUGGGACGAAAAAAGCGCAAGACGACCGAUACGGAUGCAGCCGCUGAAGAAGAGGCCGCAGCAGCGCAGCCCAACGAAUUGGUGACUGCUUCGGCGACGAUGCCGCUUGCGUCAACAAUCAAGACACCGACUGGUACGCAAGCCUUACCUGCGGCUUCUAACUACGCGAUGACGUCUCAUUCCGGGGAAAUUGUGCAAGAAGAUGUGUACGUCUCGGACGGAUCAGAGGACGAGCUCGAAGAUGUGGACGUCGUGUUGAGUGGGUCACGAAUGGGGCUCAUGCGUCGCGGAUUGGUGCAUCCGUCGGCGUUGCUGCAGCCGAAUCGACAGUGGACGAGAAGUGACGCCGCCACGGCGGUCGCCGAAGGCGAAGCCUUCACGGAAGACGAGACACGGUUACGACAGGAGGAGGAAUUGGCGAAACUAGAUCCCGCCGAACGCGCGGCUCGACUACAGCAAGAAAAAUUACGCAAAGAAGAGGAAGCAGUUUUAACGGAGCGACAAAAAGAGAGUGAAGAGAACGCCGGUCGUGAUCCGGCCCUCUUCUCCAAGAGAACGGCCUUUGAUAUUCGCUUUGAUCAAAUUGAGGAAAAGCCUUGGGCUCGUGGCACUGGAGAUUUUGCAGACUUUUUUAACUACGGUUUGGCGGAAGAAGAUUGGUUGGAAUACGCAGAGCAGCAAAUGAUGAUUCGACAGGAACUCAUUGACGCGAGCAAGCAAAAGAGGGCUCCGGACCCCACGAUUGUUCCGG
Messenger RNA from Phaeodactylum tricornutum CCAP 1055/1, 803 nucleotides. RefSeq lists its product with no specific name. Gene Ontology annotation, molecular function: RNA binding. The transcript is spliced from 2 exons. Lineage: Eukaryota; Bacillariophyta; Bacillariophyceae; Surirellales; Neidiaceae. Gene Ontology annotation, cellular component: mRNA cleavage and polyadenylation specificity factor complex. The record is from RefSeq and is a predicted model, not a curated record. The annotation marks the transcript as partial.